Molecule: messenger RNA, 1977 nt
Organism: Carassius auratus (goldfish)
Lineage: Eukaryota; Metazoa; Chordata; Actinopteri; Cypriniformes; Cyprinidae
Product: proteinase-activated receptor 1-like
Exons: 3
Coding region: 184-1446 (420 amino acids)
Biological process (GO): phospholipase C-activating G protein-coupled receptor signaling pathway; positive regulation of Rho protein signal transduction; thrombin-activated receptor signaling pathway
Cellular component (GO): plasma membrane
Molecular function (GO): thrombin-activated receptor activity
Source: RefSeq, a predicted model, not a curated record
UUUUUUGGUUGACAAUGGGAGUGAUCUACUUCACUUUUUCAUCAUCUUGGCAGACUGACUGAAAAACUGUGCUCGGCUCGGUUCAACCGGUGCAACUGAUUCAGUGAAAAGAUUCCGCUAGUACGACUAAUUCUAUCUGACGAGAUUUUGGAGUAAAAAUCUGGAGUUGGACAGCAAAUCAUCAUGGGGAUCAAAACAUUAUUGUUUUUAGUUGUAAUCGCACAUAUAUGCAUUGCCACCUUUAAUGAGAGCUCUGUGAGUAACUUUGAACAGACUGAUGGGCCAGUUGAUGACAAGAAGUCUUCAAACCAGACGUUUAAUGAAUUUGGUUCAGGAGCACCAGAGAAAUUUAUGGUAGGCAGUUUUGCUGCUAUACCAGACAUUUUGUCCUCUCGGAACCAAGCAGAGCUCAACUCCUCCUCAUUGUCUAUCUCAGACGAGGCUGAUGAUUUCCUCAAAGGUCUGCUGGUCACACGCAUCAUGCCCUCAUUCUACAUCGUCAUCAUCCUCAUUAGUUUGCCCCUGAAUGCUUUGGCCUUGGUGACGUUCACAUGUAAGAUUCGAGAGAAGAAACCAGCUGUGAUCUACAUGUCUCACCUGGCGUGUGUGGACCUGCUCUUCACUCUUCUGCUGCCUCUGAAGAUCCACUACCAGCUGAACGCUUCAGAUUGGGUGUUCGGUGAGGCAGUGUGUCGUGUGAUCAGUGCAGCUUACUACUGCUACAUGUACUGCUCCAUACUGCUGAUGAUGUGCAUGAGUGUGGACAGGCUGCUGGCCGUGGUGUUUCCCAUCCCCUCUCUGACCUGGAGGAGCGCAAGGAAAGCCACAUACAUAUGUGUGCUGGUCUGGCUGCUGGCGAUCGCUGGUACAGUGCCACUUCUCUCAAUAAGACAAACAUUCAAGAUCAAGGAUGUGGGCACCACCUGUCAUGAUGUGCUGAUCUAUGUCAAUUCUGCAGAUCGGCUGUACAUGUACCUGUUCUUCAUUCUCUCCUGCCUCUACUAUUUUGCGCCAUUAAUCAUCACCUUAGUUAGCUACUCCACCAUCAUAUAUGCGCUCUGUGUAAAGUCUGAUCCUUUAGCUACAUCGCCCUCAUCUUCAGGCAGCCGAAGGAGAGCUGUGAUUAUGGCUAUCGCUGUGCUGACUGAGUUUGUGUUGUGCUUUGCUCCAUCCAAUUGCAUCCUGUGGUACCACUGUUAUCUUUUAGCUACUGGGAACAACAGUGGCCAGGGAGAUUCAUCAUAUGCAGCUUACCUGUUGGCUGUGUGUUUGGGGAGCACAAGUGUUUUUCUGGACCCUCUGCUGUACUACUACGGCUCGUCUCAGAGCAGACAGAAGAUCAGCUCUGUGUUUAGGAGGGAAAACACAACCUCAUCAUGUAACACACAGACCAAAUCCACAGAUGCUACUAAAAACAGGCUUUUGGUAAAGUGUGAAAAAAACUGAUUAUGUAUUUUGUUUCCAUAUAUUGCAUUUUUCGGUAUAUUAUAUUAUAAAUGUAUUAUUCUGAAUGUACAUCUUGCAUUAGUUGUUAAAAUACUACUACUUGUUGUUUGUUUGACAAAAAGCAGAAGGGACAUGUAACAGUUGACUAGUCAUACAUGUCUUUUGCAAUACUUAGAUAUGGUUUUACUUCCCUUUUUUCAUGUUACAUGUAAUUUUUUUCACACUAUCUUUGACUCAUAGACUUCAGCAGGUUGUUUUAGCUAUAAUACUGUUAAGACUUUCUAAAUAUAAAUACAGUAUCUGAACUCUGUGAUUGUUCUUCAGUAAUGUUGCUGUGGAUGAAAAGUGGUACUAUUGCGUGUGGUAUCUAGAGCCUGUGAUUAUUGGAUUAUUCUUUAGGCAUAUUUCUUAACAUCAUGCUCAUAAGCUAUAAUAAAUGAAUCCUGUUGUUAUGUUUUGUUCACAUUUGGAUAAAAUCUGAUUGUUCUAAGCUGCUGAUGAUAAAAAGCACAACCAUUCUUAAGCAUUUUA